Messenger RNA from Rhodamnia argentea, 1807 nucleotides. Its product is annotated as monothiol glutaredoxin-S17. The coding region runs from base 195 to 1673 and encodes 492 amino acids. Lineage: Eukaryota; Viridiplantae; Streptophyta; Magnoliopsida; Myrtales; Myrtaceae. The record is from RefSeq and is a predicted model, not a curated record. The transcript is spliced from 3 exons.
CAUCCCCUCCCCAGUGCGUGACAGAACAUACGAAGCAGCUCCUCAUCGAGCUCUGCGUCUGCCACGCUUGAAUCGAAAGCUACAUAAAGGAGGAGACUUUCUAGGGUUUCUGCUGCUCACGGAGUGCGUACAGUCUCGCCUCCCUCGCGCCCCCUCUCUUGGCGCUUCGACUCGGGAAUCUUCACUUGACAUCGAUGGGAGGUUCUGUGAAGGAAGUCCGAUCGAAGCAAGAGCUCGACGCCGUCGUGAAGGGCGGAGCUCCGUCGGUCCUCCAUUUCUGGGCCUCCUGGUGCGAUGCGUCCAAGCACAUGGACCAAGUCUUCUCUCACCUCUCCACCGAUUUCCCCCUCGCCAAUUUCCUCCGGGUUGAGGCUGAAGAGCAACCUGAGAUAUCUGAGACUUAUGCAGUGUCUGCUGUGCCCUACUUUGUGUUUCUCAAGGAUGGUAAAGUUGUUGACACGUUGGAAGGUGCAAAUCCAUCUAGUCUGGCUAACAAAGUAGCUAAAGUUGCAGGAUCGAUCAACCCUGGUGCACCUGCAGCUCCUGCCAGUCUUGGGAUGGCUGCAGGACCUGCAGUUCUUGAGACAGUGCAGGAGUUUGCAAGGGGAAAUGGUUCUUUCCAAGUGCAGCAACAUGGGGAACCUGUUAAAAUUGACGCACUUAAAGUUCGACUGCAGCAGCUAAUUGAUUCUCAUCCAGUAAUGCUAUUCAUGAAAGGAAGCCCUGAAGCCCCUAAGUGUGGAUUCAGCCAAAAAGUUACAGAUAUUUUGAAGAAAGAAGGGGUCAAAUUUGGAACAUUUGACAUCUUAUCUGACACUGAGGUUCGUGAGGGAUUGAAGAAGUUUUCAAAUUGGCCAACUUUUCCCCAGCUUUACUGCAAGGGAGAACUGCUUGGGGGAUGUGACAUAGUAACUGCCAUGCAUGAUAGUGGUGAACUGACAGAAGUUUUCAGGGGUCAUGGGAUCAGUAUUGCUGCUUCUGAUGAGGCAACAAAUGAAGAAACUGGAAGUGGUAAGGCUGGCAUCACAGAAUCCACUGGCUUGAGUUCAGCUCUUACAUCUCGGCUUGAAAGCCUCACAAAUUCAAGUCAAGUCAUGCUAUUUAUGAAGGGAAAACCUGAUGAGCCCAAGUGUGGUUUCAGCAGAAAGGUAGUUGAGAUACUUAGACAAGAGAAAGUGGAGUUUGAGAGCUUUGACAUUCUCUCUGAUGAUGAGGUCCGCCAAGGGCUCAAAGUUUAUUCGAACUGGUCCAGCUAUCCCCAGCUUUAUAUCAAGGGUGAACUCAUUGGAGGAUCGGACAUUGUAUUGGACAUGCAGAAAAGUGGGCAACUUGAGAAGGUUUUACUCGAGAAAGGAAUUGUUCGGAAAGAAAAUCUCGAAGACCGUCUUAGGAAGUUGGUUAGCUUGUCACCUGUUAUGCUUUUCAUGAAGGGCACCCCUGAUGCUCCUCGGUGUGGAUUUAGCUCCAAGGUUGUGAAUGCCCUUAAUGAGGAGGGGGUUGCCUUCGGCUCCUUCGAUAUUUUAACCGACGAAGAAGUAAGGCUAGGUCUUAAAGCCUUCUCCAAAUGGCCUACCUUUCCCCAACUUUACUACAAAGGCGAGCUAAUAGGAGGCUGUGAUAUUGUAAUGGAUCUUAAAAAUGGUGGAGAGCUAAAGGCCACCCUAUCUGAGUAGAGUUGCUCCAAAAUCAUGCCACAAGCCAAGACGCAGCUGGACAGCAACAUCAGUUUCUUUUUGCAUGUUCGUCGAUGCUUUGUUUGUUCCAGAGGUUUUUAUUUUUUAUUUUACCAUAAAUUUGUUAUAUCAAC